AAUGACAAAGAGAGAAGUUUGUUGAAUCAGUAGUUGCAGAGACAUGGUUAGUUCCGCUGACUCUGUCAUCAAGUCAUCUUCUCUCCCGUUUACUUUACGCUCACAUCUCUUUUUCUCCAGAAAUCGAAAACAGAGACAUUCAUUUUUCUCUCAAACACAAUUCUUUUCUCAUCUUAAGCAAAGUUUUCAUCGAAAUGAAGAAGUUUGAAUCAUCUAACUCUGUUUAAGAUCUCAUUUUCUCUGGAAAAUUUACAGAAAAAAUUCAAAAAAAUCAUUACUUUUUAACUUGCUUACACUUUCUCACGCAACAAACGUAAAACCCACAAAAGAAAUUCGAAGCCCAAGUUUUCAAACUCUGUUUUUUUCUCUGAUCAGAAACUAUGACUUUGAUUCAUAAAGGAGCCAUCUUGGCUCUGUUUCUAGCGUUGACUAUGGUGGUCAACGGAGUUUUCGGGAGAUUCAUCGUGGAGAAGAGCAGUGUGACGAUUCUAAACCCUUUGGCAAUGCGGUCUAAACACGAUGCAGCCAUUGCUAACUUCGGUGUUCCUAAUUACGGUGGUUACAUGAUCGGUUCCGUUGUUUACGCUGGUCAAGGAGCAUAUGGAUGUGACUCUUUUGACAAAACUUUCAAACCCAAAUUCCCUCGUCCUACCAUUUUAAUCAUCGAUCGUGGAGAGUGCUACUUUGCAUUAAAGGUAUGGAACGGUCAACAAUCCGGUGCAGCAGCAGUUUUAGUAGCUGAUAACGUUGAUGAGCCAUUGAUAACUAUGGAUUCACCUGAGGAAUCCAAAGAAGCUGAUGACUUUAUAGAGAAACUCAACAUUCCUUCGGCUUUAAUCGACUUUUCUUUCGCCAAUACACUCAAGCAAGCUCUUAAAAAAGGCGAGGAAGUAGUCCUGAAGAUAGACUGGAGUGAGUCAUUACCUCAUCCGGAUGAGAGAGUUGAGUAUGAGUUAUGGACUAACACGAAUGAUGAGUGUGGUGCGCGGUGCGAUGAGCAGAUGAAUUUUGUCAAGAACUUCAAAGGGCAUGCGCAGAUUCUUGAAAAAGGAGGAUACUCUUUGUUCACACCUCAUUACAUUACAUGGUUUUGUCCUAAAGAUUAUGUUUCUAGCAAUCAAUGUAAGUCUCAGUGUAUCAACCAAGGGAGGUAUUGUGCACCUGACCCUGAACAAGACUUUGGAGAUGGAUACGAUGGCAAAGACAUUGUUUUCGAGAAUCUGAGACAGUUAUGUGUUCAUAGAGUAGCAAAAGAGAAUAACCGGUCUUGGGUUUGGUGGGACUAUGUUACUGAUUUUCACAUUAGGUGUUCAAUGAAGGAGAAGAAGUAUAGCAAAGAAUGUGCUGAGAAAGUUGUUGAAUCUCUUGGUUUGCCACUUGACAAGAUCAAGAAAUGUAUUGGUGAUCCUGAUGCUGAUGUGGAGAAUGAAGUUUUGAAAGCUGAGCAAGCGCUUCAGGUAGGACAAGGUGACCGCGGGGAUGUCACAAUCUUGCCAACAUUGAUCGUCAACAAUGCUCAAUACCGCGGUAAACUCGAGAGAAAUGCGGUACUAAAGGCUAUAUGUUCAGGAUUUAAGGAAAGAACUGAACCGGGAAUCUGUCUAAGUGGAGAUAUCGAAACAAACGAAUGUCUCGAAGCAAAUGGAGGGUGUUGGCAGGACAUGAAGUCUAAUGUAACAGCUUGCAAGGACACAUUUAGGGGAAGAGUCUGUGAAUGCCCUGUUGUGAAUGGUGUGCAGUAUAAAGGAGAUGGCUAUACCUCAUGUGAACCUUAUGGCCCUGCCAGAUGCUCGAUUAAUCAAGGAGGUUGCUGGUCUGAAACCAAAAAGGACUUUACUUUCUCCGCUUGCUCGAACUUGGAGACAUCGGGAUGUCGCUGCCCUCCAGGCUUUAAAGGAGAUGGUCUUAAAUGUGAAGACAUUGAUGAAUGUAAGGAGCAAUCAGCUUGUCAAUGUGAUGGAUGCAACUGUAAGAACAAAUGGGGAGGCUUUGAAUGCAAAUGCUCUGGAAAUCGUCUCUACAUGAAAGAACAAGACACUUGUAUCGAGAGAAGCGGAUCAAGAAUCGGAUGGUUCUUUACGUUUGUGAUUCUAGCUGCAGUUGCAAGCGUAUGUGUAGGUGGUUACGUAUUCUACAAGUAUCGUCUCAGGUCUUAUAUGGAUUCAGAAAUCAUGGCGAUUAUGUCUCAGUACAUGCCAUUGGAGAGCCAAAACACAACCGAUCCAAUGACCGGUGAAUCUCAACAGCAACAGCUGAGAUUAACUUCUGCAGCUUAAAUUUAUAAUUAACCCUCAAGGAAAAGUCAUUAUAAAGAGCUAAAGAUGGAAUUUUUCUUUGUUUAAUCUUGAAAAAUACUUCUUUUGGGGUCAUUUUUAUUGACUCUUUUCAUUCUUGUAGAUAAGAUAUAUGCAUUAAGGUUUUGAAAGUGGGAACAACAAAGAUCUCUUUGGUCAUCUGUUAAAUUACAGAGAAAUGAAUUGGUUGGGUAAAUGUAACAGUAAGGAUCUUUUUGUCAUAAAAAAAAGUUUGAGGCUUUAAUCAAAGAAUGUAAUAAAUAUGGGGUCAUAUAUGAAAUUCUAAUAAAUGUAAGAUUAUGUUCGUCGGGAGGAGUCAACGCCAAAAAGAAGAGAUGGAGAAUGCUUUGUCGCCGUCGUUGUUACCGUCGCCGGCAAGUGAAGUUGCUGCGAGAGUAUCGUCUUUGUUCGUUUAUCCGAUCAAAUCAUGUAAAGGAAUUUCUUUGUCUCAGGCAGCUCUCAGUCCCACCGGAUUUCGAUGGGAUCGAAACUGGUUGAUUGUGAACUCUAAAGGAAGAGGAUUGACUCAAAGAGUGGAACCCAAGCUUUCGUUGAUUGGAGUAGAGAUGCCUGAGCAUGCGUUUGGAGAAGACUGGGAGCCUGAGAAGAGCUCUAACAUGGUGGUGAGAGCUCCUGGUAUGGAUGCCCUUAAGGUCUCCCUAGCUAAACCCGACAAAAUAGCAGACGGUGUCUCAGUUUGGGAGUGGUCUGGCUCCGCACUAGAUGAAGGAGAAGAAGCAUCUCAGUGGUUUACAAACUUUGUUGGGAAGCCUUGUCGACUUGUUCGUUUUGAUUCAGCCUCUGAGACUAGGCCUGUGGAUCCAAAUUAUGCUCCUGGUCACAUUGCGAUGUUCUCGGAUAUGUAUCCAUUCUUGCUUAUAUCACAGGGUUCGCUUGAUUCCCUGAAUAAGCUUCUCAAGGAGCCUGUACCAAUCAACCGAUUUAGACCCAACAUCUUUGUUGAUGGAUGUGAACCAUUUGCUGAAGACUUAUGGACAGAGAUCCUUAUAAACGGUUUCACCUUUCACGGUGUGAAACUAUGCUCCCGUUGCAAGGUACCAACGAUUAAUCAAGAAACUGGUAUUGGAGGUCAAGAGCCGAUUGAGACUCUGAGGAAUUUCAGGUCAGACAAAGUUUUACAGCCAAGGAGGAAACCACAGGGAAAGAUAUACUUUGGGCAGAACAUGGUUUGGAAAGAUGGAUUCGGCGAUGGAAUAGGCAAAACAAUUGAAAUUGGUGAUUCCGUUGUUGUCCUUGGAAAACUCUCCUCUCCUGCUAAAGCAGCAACUUGAAAGAGCUUAGUUACUUGCUCCAAGAAACUUGCAGCUUGUUAUAAAUAUAUAAUUGUGAAUCUCUCUCUCUUAUUCUUUCACGAGAACUGUGACCACUUUUAUCAGACACCACAUUUGACC
This is a messenger RNA of Arabidopsis lyrata subsp. lyrata, 3706 nucleotides long. RefSeq names its product vacuolar-sorting receptor 6. Gene Ontology annotation, molecular function: calcium ion binding. The coding region runs from base 381 to 2276 and encodes 631 amino acids. The transcript has 19 exons. NCBI's taxonomy places the organism in Eukaryota, Viridiplantae, Streptophyta, Magnoliopsida, Brassicales, Brassicaceae. The record is from RefSeq and is a predicted model, not a curated record.